Messenger RNA from Puma concolor (puma), 942 nucleotides. RefSeq names its product vomeronasal type-1 receptor 4-like. The record is from RefSeq and is a predicted model, not a curated record. Gene Ontology annotation, molecular function: pheromone receptor activity. Gene Ontology annotation, cellular component: membrane. Gene Ontology annotation, biological process: G protein-coupled receptor signaling pathway. Lineage: Eukaryota; Metazoa; Chordata; Mammalia; Carnivora; Felidae.
AUGGCCUCCAGGGAUUUGGUCAUAGGAGUGAUCUUCUUAACCCAAACCGUGGUCGGAAUCUUGGGGAAUUUCUCUCUUCUUUACUAUUAUAUCUUCCUCUCUUUCACUGGGUGCAGGUUGAGGCCCCCAGAUUUGAUUGUCAAACACCUGGUUGCAGCCAACUCCUUAUCCCUCCUCUGUAAAGGAGUCCCCCAGAUGAUGGCAGCGUUCGGGUGGAACAAUUUUCCAGGUGAUUUUGGAUGCAAACUUCUUUUCUAUCUUCACAGAAUAGGCAGGGGUGUGUCCAUAGGCAGCACCUGCCUCUUGAGUGCCUUCCAGGCCAUCACAAUCAGCCCCCAGAACGCCAGGAGGACAAAACUUAAAAGGAAAGCUCUCAAGUACAUUGACUUCUCUAUAUUCCUGUGCUGGACCGUCUACAUGCUGGUAAAUAUCAUUUUCCCUAUCCAUGUGACUGGCAAACGGAACAACGUGAGCAUCUCAAUGAGAAAGGAUUUGCAAUACUGUUCGGGGACAACUAAUAACAAAAUCACACAAUUGCUACAUGCAGCGUUGUUAUCAUUCCCUGAUGUGUUAUGUUUAGGGAUCAUGGUCUGGGCCAGUGGCCACAUGGUCUUCAUCCUGCACAGGCACAGGCAGAGGGUCCAGCACAUUCACAGCACUAAUGUCUCCCCCAGAUCCUCUCCUGAGUCCAGAGCCACCCAGAGCAUCCUCGUCCUGGUGAGCACCUUUGUGUGUUUCUACUCCCUCUCCUCCAUCUGCCAAGUCUUUAUGGCUGUUUUCGAUAAUCCCAGCUGGUUGCUGGUGAACGUCUCUGCCUUGAUCAGUGGAUGUUUCCCAACUGCCUGCCCCUUUGUUCUCAUGAACUGUAACUCCUGUGUGUCCAGGUUCUACCUUCCCUGGCUGAGGAACACAACAUCCACGAAAGUGAUAACAAACGCGUAA